UCCGUGUCCCGUCUCUGUCACGUUUUUCUUUCUCCCCGCUUAGAGCUUCGUGUCAGCGCUAUGGCCGCUCCUGCCGUUACCGAGCUGGAAGAUCAGGAGAUGCGGGAGGCGCAGAGGGAAUACCUUGAUUUCCUUGAUGAUGAGGAAGACCAAGGUAUUUACCAAAGCAAAGUGCGGGACAUGAUCAGUGAGAACCAGUACCGCUUGAUUGUCAACGUUAAUGAUCUCCGGAAGAAAAAUGAGAAGAGAGCAAACAUGCUCAUGAACAACGCCUUCGAGGGUCUCAUUGCAUUCCAGCGAGCUCUAAAGGACUUUGUUGCCUCUAUUGAUGGCACUUACGCCAAGCAGUACGAAGAGUUCUACAUUGGCCUGGAGGGGAGCUUUGGCAACAAACACGUGACUCCUCGCACCCUGACUUCCCGCUGUUUGAGUUGCAUUGUCUGUGUAGAAGGCAUAGUAACAAAGUGUUCUUUGGUCCGGCCGAAAGUAGUUCGAAGUGUCCAUUAUUGCCCAGCCACGAAGAAGACCAUAGAGAGGAAAUAUACAGACCUGACCAGCUUAGAGGCAUUUCCCUCCAGUGCUGUUUAUCCUACAAAGGACGAAGAGAAUAACCCCCUCGAGACAGAGUAUGGCCUUUCUAUUUACAAAGACCACCAAACAAUUACCAUCCAGGAGAUGCCAGAAAAAGCACCGGCCGGUCAGUUGCCCCGGUCUGUAGACAUCAUUUUAGAUGAUGAUCUGGUUGACAAAGUUAAACCGGGAGACCGUGUCCAGGUUAUCGGCACAUACCGCUGUUUGCCGUCCAAACAAAAUGGCUACACGUCUGCCUCGUUCAGGACCAUACUGAUUGCCUGCAAUGUAAUCCAAAUGAGUAAAGAGGUGACUCCAGUCUUUUCAGCUGACGAUUUGGCCAAGAUUAAGAAAUUCAGCAAAAGCCAUAGCAAGGAUAUAUUUGAGCAGCUGUCUCGAUCGCUGGCUCCCAGUAUACAUGGGCACUUAUACAUCAAGAAGGCAAUACUCUGUAUGCUCCUUGGAGGUGUGGAGAAAGUGCUGGACAAUGGAACCCGCAUCAGAGGAGAUAUUAACGUCCUGUUAAUAGGGGAUCCCUCCGUUGCAAAGUCCCAGCUUCUAAGAUAUGUUCUCUGCACUGCCCCCCGUGCUAUCCCCACCACUGGUAGAGGUUCAUCAGGAGUGGGUUUAACUGCUGCAGUCACCACUGACCAGGAGACUGGUGAAAGAAGACUGGAGGCUGGAGCCAUGGUGUUGGCAGACAGGGGAGUUGUGUGCAUUGAUGAGUUUGAUAAAAUGUCUGACAUGGACCGUACAGCAAUCCAUGAAGUCAUGGAACAGGGUCGCGUGACCAUUGCCAAAGCUGGCAUUCAUGCCCGGCUAAAUGCCCGCUGCAGUGUGCUGGCUGCCGCUAACCCUGUCUAUGGAAGGUAUGACCAGUAUAAAACUCCAAUGGACAACAUUGGCCUGCAGGACUCUCUCUUGUCUCGUUUUGAUCUGCUCUUCAUUAUGCUGGAUCAGAUGGACCCGGAACAGGACAGGGAGAUAUCCGACCAUGUUCUGCGAAUGCACCGAUAUAGAGCUGCCGGAGAGCAGGACGGUGAUGCUAUGCCCCUGGGCAGCGCAGUGGAUAUUCUUGCCACCAACGAUCCCAAUGUUACCAGCGAGGAACAGCAGGAACUGCAAGUGUAUGAGAAGCACGAUAGUCUUCUCCAUGGGGUUAAGAAGAGAAAGGAGAAGAUCCUUAGCGUCGAAUUCAUGCGAAAAUACGUCCACGUCGCCAAAAUAUUCAAACCGGUGCUGACGCAAGAGGCUGCCAGCUUUAUUGCGGAGGAGUAUUCACGCCUGCGGAACCAAGAUCAGCUGAGCACAGACGUCGCAAGGACCUCCCCUGUUACUGCACGUACAUUGGAGACCCUCAUCCGUCUGUCCACAGCACAUGCGAAAGUGCGAAUGAGUAAGACUGUGCAACUACAGGACGCUGAGGCUGCCAUAGAGCUUGUACAGUAUGCGUACUUCAAGAAGGUACUGGAAAAAGAGAAAAAGCGGAGGAGACGGGAUGAGGACUCUGACACAGAGGGGGAGCAGCAGACGCAGCCUGAUGGGGAAGCCAAGAAGAGAAGGAAGAAGCGUCGUGCACAAGAAGGGGAGUCACAUGAUCCCUAUGAGUUUAGUGAUACAGAAGAUGAAACCCCUGUUGUGCAUACGCCAAAAACACCCGUGAAUGGGCAAGAGGAGAUGGAAACGGAUUCCUCUGCAAAACCUGGGUUGUCCGGUGAGAGGUUGAAAGCAUUUAAGUCUGCUCUGCUGGGGGCCUUCAAAUCUGCCCACGCUCAGUCCAUUGCCAUGGAGGCCCUGAUGGAGGCCAUCAACAAGAGGAAUGACUCUCCCUUCUCCCAGGCCGAGGUGAAGGCGGCUUUGGAGCUUAUGGAAGAAGCCAACCACAUCAUGGUGUCCGAUAACAUCGUCUUCCUAAUCUAGUGAACAAGCCCCACCCACCUCUCCCUCCGAAAUGGAGGCAAAAGACUAUUGGCUGGCGUGACUUGGCCUGGAAAUCCAUUAUCGCUGAAGAUUUUACAAAGUUGACUUUUCAGAUUUGCCUUAAGGCACCAAGGUGUCCCCUUAUUGGUUUUAAUGUUCUGCCUUUUAGGAACAAGUAUUUCUACAUACAUUGUGUGUAUGGCCCUAUCGCUUGUAUAUAUUUCCUUUUUUAUAUAGUUCUUAAAUGUUGCAGUUAUGUGUGGCAGUUACACCCCAGGGAAUUGGCUCUGUGUGUAGGUUUUAAUGGGUAUUUUACACUGCUGAGAGCCACAGGGGAUAUCUGGGCUUUACUACACUAGUAGUAUCGCUGCUUUUGUCUUUUUAUGCAUUUUACUUCUGCCCAAAGAAGGAUAAAUAUUGUCUUUUAUCAAAGUGUUUUAGUAGCGGGAUGAUUGAUUUUUCAUUUGGACAUUGUGGGUGUAUUGUCUUUGCAGCUCGUGCCGUCACAAAGGUUUGUGCAAUAUUGUCAUUUUUACAGUUUUAACUUGGCAUUUCAGACAUUUUCAGAAUGCAGCAGUUUGUACCUUUUUAAAGAUCUCAAAUAAAACCUGUUACUAAGUA
Molecule: messenger RNA, 3111 nt
Organism: Xenopus tropicalis (tropical clawed frog)
Lineage: Eukaryota; Metazoa; Chordata; Amphibia; Anura; Pipidae
Gene: mcm3
Product: minichromosome maintenance complex component 3
Biological process (GO): regulation of DNA-templated DNA replication initiation; DNA replication initiation; DNA replication
Cellular component (GO): nucleus; MCM complex; chromosome
Molecular function (GO): helicase activity; DNA helicase activity; DNA binding
Source: RefSeq, marked validated